UUCUCCAACCUCUCUCUAUAAAGGUUUCGACAGCAAAAUCUGGGAGAGGGGAACCAAACUCCAUUUCUACUGUGUCUCUCCGACAUCCUCCUAUAGCAAAGGGACAAGCGGGAAACUGAAAAUUGAGGAAAGCAAAACUCAAUUUUCAAACAGCUCAAUUUUUAGUUUUGAUCCCAAUCUGGAAUUGAAACAAUGGUGGUCGACCAAGAUCAGCAAUGGCUGCUCGGUUGCUUAUCAGCAAGUCUUGACCCUAACCAAAACGUUCGUUCUUUCGCUGAGACCUCGCUCAAUCAGGCUUCUCUUCAACCAGGGUUUGGCAGUGCAUUGUGCAGGGUUGCUGCUAACAAAGACCUCUCUUUGGGAUUGCGCCAACUAGCUGCUGUCCUGUUAAAGCAGUUCAUCAAAAAACAUUGGCGAGAGAACGAGGAAGCCUUUGAAUAUCCUGUUGUCUCAAAUGAGGAAAAGGCUCUGAUUCGAGGACAACUGUUGGGCUCACUUGAUGACUCUCAUCGAAAGAUCUGUACGGCUAUUAGUAUGGACAUAUCGUCAAUUGCCACAUAUGAUUGGCCAGAAGAGUGGCCUGAGCUAGUGCCUUUUCUCCUGAGGUUGAUUAGCGAUCCAAAUAACAUUAAUGGAGUUCAUGGAGCCUUGAGGUGUUUGGCUCUUCUCUCUGGUGAAUUGGAUGACAAAGAGGUUCCUACACUGGUACCUGUGCUGUUUCCUUGCCUGCAUGAAGUCGUAUCCUCUCCUCAGAGCUAUGACAAGUAUAUUCGAGGAAAAGCCCUUUCAAUUGUUUAUUCAUGUAUAUCUGUUCUUGGAGCAAUGAGUGGUGUGUACAAGACGGAAACUACUACUUUAGUGAUGCCUGUGCUUAAGGUUUGGAUGAAUCAGUUUUCACUUAUACUGGAACAUCCUGUGCAACAUGAGGAUCCUGAUGAUUGGAGUUUAAGAAUGGAGGUCUUGAAGUGCUUGAAUCAGUUUGUACAGAAUUUCCCAGUUCUCAUCGAAAGUGAAUUGAUGGCUAUUAUGAGGCCAUUGUGGCACACAUUUGAGUCAUCUCUACAAGUCUAUCUUCGAUCGUCAAUUGAAGGUGCUGAAGAUUCAUAUGAUGGAAGAUAUGAUUCAGAUGGUGAAGAGAAGAGUCUUGACACUUUUGUCAUCCAGUUAUUUGAGUUUCUGUCAACCAUCGUUAGCAGUAGAAGACUGGCAAAGACCAUUUCCGGUAAUGUCAGCGAGUUGGUAUAUCAAACCAUCGGUUUCUUGCAGAUUACAGAACAACAGGUUCAUACUUGGUCCAUGGAUGUAAAUCAGUUUGUAGCCGAUGAAGAUGAGGGUAGCUACAGUUGUCGAAUAUCAGGAAUACUUUUGUUGGAGGAAGUUAUCAAUACUUUUGGUAGCGAAGGGAUCAAUGCUGUUGUUGAUGCUACCGGAAAACGGUUCCAAGAGUCUCAAAAUGAAAAGGCAGCUGGUUCUCCAGCCUGGUGGAGAGUAAGAGAAGCUGCUCUCUUUACUUUGGCUUCUCUUGCUGAUCAACUUGUUGAAGCUGAGGACUUGACAACUGACCCUGCCUUAGCUAAAUUUGUUGAGCAAUUGAUUAUGGAAGAUACUGGAAUUGGGUAUCAUGAAUGUCCCUUCCUUUAUGCCCGCAUAUUUACAGCUGUUGCUAAGUUCUCUUCUGUGAUCAACCCUGGAAAUCUUGAGCACUUCCUCAAUGCUGCUGUUAGAGCUAUAAACAUGGAUGUGCCGCCACCUGUAAAAGUAGGCGCAUGUCGGGCACUUUUGCAGCUCCUACCUGAUAUGAACCAUUCAGCUAUUCUGCCUCAGAUCAUGAAUUUAUUCUCAUCUCUCACUGAUCUUCUCCAUCAGGCUUCAGAUGAAACUUUGGUUUUGGUACUUGAAACUCUUCAACAAGCAAUUAAAGCUGGCCAUGACGCAUCCGGUUCAAUAGAGUCUAUUAUCUCUCCAGUGAUUCUUAAUUUGUGGGUUGCACAUGUUUCAGAUCCCUUUAUGAGUAUCGAUAUAAUUGAUGUCCUGGAGGCAAUAAAAAAUUCACCAGGCUGCUUUCAUCCACUGACAUCAAGGAUUUUACCAUUCAUAGGACCAAUUUUAAAUAAGCCACAUCAGCAGCCUGAAGGACUAGCGAGUGGAUCCUUGGAUCUUUUAACUAUGCUUCUUAAGGGUGCCCCAAGUGAUAUAGUGACAACUGCGUAUGAUUUUUGCUUUGCUGCUGUCAUUCGUAUCAUACUCCACAGUGAGGAUCAUAGCGAAUUACAGAAUGCCACAGAGUGUCUGGCAGCUUUUGUAUCUAGUGGAAGACAAGAGUUGCUCACUUGGAGUGGUGAUCCUGCUUUUACCAUGAGAAGUUUGCUUGAUGCAACUUCUAGGCUUCUUAACCCUGAUCUGGAAUGUUCUGGAUCUCUCUUUGCUGGGAAGUACAUUCUACAGCUUAUCUUGCAUCUUCCGUCAGAGAUGGCACCCCAUGUCCGGGAUCUGGUUGCUGCUCUAGUAAGACGGUUGCAGUCUGCUGAAAUGUCGGCUUUAAGAGGCUCAUUGCUACUGAUUUUUGCCAGAUUGGUUCAUAUGAGUUUUCCGAAUGUCGAUCAAUUUAUCAAUCUGCUUGUGAGCAUACCCGCUGAUGGCCAUGAAAAUUCCUUUACCUAUGUAAUGACAGAAUGGACUAAACAACAAGGGGAGAUACAAUCCGCAUAUCAAAUCAAAGUCACAACAUCAGCUCUGGCCUUGCUACUGUCCACCAGACAUUCUGAAUUCGCAAAGGUUAAUGUCCCAGGCAGUCCGAUUCAGUCCAACGGUGGCAUAAUCACUCGCUCAAAAGCUAGAUCCGCUCCUGAUCAAUGGACCAUUAUCCCUCUACCCAUGAAGAUACUGGCUUUACUAGCUGAUACAUUGAUUGAAAUCCAAGAGCAAGUUUUGAAUAGUGAGGAUGAGCAGGAUAGUGAAUGGGAAGAAAUCCAUGAAGGAGACGCUAAAGCUGCGAAAGACUUGCUACCUUCAGCUGGUGCCCUCCAAUUCAGCAAACCCACAUAUGACCAACUUGAAGCAAUGGCUCGUUUCGAGAACCAAGGCGAUGAGGUUGAUGACCAUCUACUUGGUACCGACCCCCUUAAUGAGAUUAAUCUGGCAAGUUAUGUGGCUGAUUUUUUGUUGAAGUUUUCGAGUGAAGACCGGGCUCUGUUUGAUAAUCUUUGCCAGGGGUUAACAAAUGCGCAAAGAAACGUGAUCCAUAUGGCACUGAACCGCUAGGCUAGGCUUGGGCGUCAUAAUUCACAAUUCAUGUCUUGAGUGAUGUUUUUUUGUCCGCUGAUUGAUUCUUGGGGAGUAAAGAAGUGGUAGCAUCCCUUUUAUAAAAGUAUCAUUUUACACAAGUGUUAAAAAUAGUGAAAAUAUCCUUGGAAUUUUUAAGAGAGUAAAUCCUCCAGUUUCAUGAUAAA
This is a messenger RNA of Capsella rubella, 3449 nucleotides long. RefSeq names its product importin-9. Gene Ontology annotation, biological process: protein import into nucleus. The record is from RefSeq and is a predicted model, not a curated record. Bases 193 to 3261 code for a protein of 1022 amino acids. The transcript has 33 exons. Gene Ontology annotation, molecular function: small GTPase binding. NCBI's taxonomy places the organism in Eukaryota, Viridiplantae, Streptophyta, Magnoliopsida, Brassicales, Brassicaceae. Gene Ontology annotation, cellular component: nuclear envelope; cytosol.